AUGGAGGGAGAAGUCUUUGCACAGAACGUACUGGCGAGCAAGAUGCCCCUAGCUGCCCAAGAGUCAUCUCGUGCCCAAGUGACCCAGGGUGUCAAAAGUUCCAUCGCAAGCGACAUUCAGAGUCCUAGAAAACCUUGGGAGGAUGUUCAUUUUGAUUCAGCACUGAAACCCAAAGACUAUCAAAUCAAAGGCACUCCAUCUGAUUCAAUUAUCCUAAUCCUCGACGUCCAGAUAUUUGACUCGACGGGCGUAGCCCCCUAUCUUGGCGAUGUUCUUGUGAAAGGGGAUCGAUUUGCCCAGGUUGGACAAGUUCGCAAUAUCGAACAUUUGAUUCAAGACCCCAUGGUCAAAGUGCUGCAUGGCCAUGGCAGGACUUUAAUGAGUGGUCUAGGAGAUGCACACACCCACCUGACUUGGAAUUCCGGUGACAUUCCAGCCCUUGCUGGGCUGGGAGUUGAGGAACAUAUGUUGUUGACCGCAAGGUCUGCAAGAACUGCAAUCGACAGCGGUUAUACAAUGUGCUUCGGGGCUGCGUCUGCUCAAGAUCGACUAGAUGUAGUAAUUCGAGAUGCGAUAUAUGAUGGCAAGGCCCCUGGGCCUCGGUAUCUUGCCAAUUGCAAGGAGAUUACACACCCUCAGGAUGCUGUUGGUCAGAAUGGCCUGGCGGUGAUUGCGGAUGGCCCCGAUGAGAUGCGUAUGGCCGUCAAUCGGCAUAUUGAUAUCGGUGCUGACACGGUCAAAUUAACAAUGUCGGGAGAAGAAAUAUGUGAGCCAUUGUCGUCCGAGAAAUGCUACUACAGUGAUGAAGAGACGCAAGUUUGUGUGGAAGUGGCCCACUCUCGUGGAAUAAGACUUUGUGCCCAUGCCCGUUGGACGGAUGAGGAGGGCAUGGACAUGUUGGAACAGAACAAGACAAAACAUAUGGUGGUACCUGCAAUUAACUGGCUGUACGCGACGCUGUACGAAUCUGAGUCUUACGGUUACAAAAUGUCUGAUGAGGAAAGAGACGGUUACGAGCGAGAGUUUGCAAACGCUAAAAGGGUCCUGAGCGAGAUGCAUCAACGUGGCAUCACAGUAUUGCCUGGAGGUGACUAUGGCUUCGCCUGGACUCCACAUGGAACAUAUGCACGGGACCUGGAGCAUUUUGUGAAUUUCCUAGGUUUCACUCCCAUGGAGUCACUCCUUGCCGCAACCGCUGGGGUGGCAAAACUCUUUAUGCGAGAGCAUGAACUUGGUCAAAUCAAACCUGGAUACUUUGCCGAUUGCAUCCUGAUCGAUGGCGACCCGUUGAAGAAUAUCAGCAUUCUGCAGGACCACAGCAAGCUUCAACUGGUCAUGAUCAACGGAAAGAUUCACAAGACGGUUCAGAAUGAUUUUAUGACCUCCGCUGAACGAGAAACUCGCAGGUCUCGAAUGAGUUUGGCCACCUCUUUUUCAUCGAGUUCAACUCCAGCAAACUUGGUUGCCUACACCGACUCGACUGGGAACGAUCGAGUCGGCAGGUUGGACUUCUUUACUUUGCUCAUUACUCCGUUGAAUAUGCCCUCGGGAGCUCCUCUUGAGACAAUAAUCCAGGCGAUUGAGCUAGAUGGCGAGGCUCUGACUGAAAGUCCACCAAUCUCGCUAAUGUCGACUACGCUGCUUCCUCCGAUCAGUGGACGAGAUAUUCUUGCGGUUGGGAAGAACUAUGUCGAGCACGCUAGAGAGUUUCAUGAUAGUGGCUAUGACUCAAGCGACAAGACAGCUCAUCCGUCUCAUCCGGUCAUAUUUACGAAACGAAGCACAAGUAUUAUCUCUUCUGGCUCCGAUAUCGAACUUGACCCAGAAUUCACAGAAACACUUGACUACGAAGGUGAGAUCGGUGUUAUUAUCGGUAAGUCUGGUCGACACAUCAGUGAAAAGGACGCUAUGUCCUAUGUUUGGGGUUACACAAUCAUCAACGAUGUUACGGCCCGCGAAGAACAACGAGAUCACAAGCAAUUUUUCUUAGGUAAAUCUGGGGACACAUACUGUCCUAUGGGACCUAUUGCGGUUCCUGCCUCUCAUCUCCCCGAUGAAGUACGUAUCCAAACGUACGUGAAUGGUGAGAAGAGACAGGAUGCCACAAUGGAUGGGCUCAUUUUCUCAGUCGCACGCUUGAUCGCGACUAUAUCCAAGGGACAAACGAUUCGGUUGGGAGAUGUCCUCGCCACAGGUACGCCAGCAGGCGUUGGAUUUGGUCAAACUCCGCCUACAUAUCUUAAGCCGGGUGACGUGAUUGAGAUUACCGCUUCAGGACUGGGCACAUUGAGGAAUCAAGUGGCUGUCAGGAAUCCUGCAACAAAGUCAUGGCGCACACGAGAUCUAUGCUCCGUGCUGCCGACGUUCAAUAUCAAUCGGACUCCGGGGACGUCCGGGUUGACCAAGAUUGGUUCCAAACUUCUCAACGUCGAAGUUUCCGGUGAUGGGUUGACGCAAUUGAUAUUUGUGCAUGGUCUUGGUGGCUCGACUGAAUUCUUCGAACCUCUGAUGAAAUCUUCUCGUGCCUGCCAGACCGCAAGAUGUAUACGCUACGAUAUUGAAGGUCAUGGCCUAUCCCCUACGACCGCUCGGUCAGUCAUAACUAUUCAGAGUUAUGCAAAUGAUCUGGCAGCACUUUUUCGCUGUUUCAAGAACGAACCUUCAGUGCUGGUAGCCCACUCCAUGGGGACCUUAACCGCAACGUUAUUUGCAAGUCAAUACCCGAGCCUAGUUCAAAAGAUGAUCUUGAUAGGCCCUGCACGGUACCCUAUUCCUCCUGCAGCCGCAGGAGGUCAAAGAAGGCGAGCUGCCACAGUGCGAGCUGAAGGUAUGCGAGCUUGUACUGAACAAGUGGCAAGUAAUGGGACCUCCCAAAGAACCAAAACUACGAAUCUUUCGGCAUAUAGCGCCGUCAGAGCAAUUUUGAUGGGCCAAGAUCCAGAAGGUUAUGCGAAGGCUUGUACGGCGUUGGGAAGUGCGUCGGACCUGGAGCUUGACUUGCGCAAGCUCACUAUGCCUACAUUAAUUGUUGCCGGUGACGAAGACAAAGUCAGUCCAGUGGGGGCCUGUCAAAGUCUUUGUGAAGAGUUGCCAAACGCGAGGGUUGAAGUUAUAUCGAACGUAGGACACUGGAGCGUGAUUGAAGACCCCUUAGCCAUGGGAAAUGUAAUAGAUAGUUUUUUGGAGGGCUCAACGUAG
Exophiala bonariae is the source of this 3198-nucleotide messenger RNA. RefSeq lists its product as uncharacterized. The transcript is spliced from 5 exons. Gene Ontology annotation, molecular function: acetylpyruvate hydrolase activity; hydrolase activity, acting on carbon-nitrogen (but not peptide) bonds. Bases 1 to 3198 code for a protein of 1065 amino acids. The record is from RefSeq and is a predicted model, not a curated record. Lineage: Eukaryota; Fungi; Ascomycota; Eurotiomycetes; Chaetothyriales; Herpotrichiellaceae.